ACGCACUGGGUAGCGGCUUUGCUUGAUGCCACGUCGGAAUUUGCGAAGAUCUCAGUUAUUCAUUCAUUAAAAUAGGUCGAGUUGCCCUACGUGGACUUUUAACAUAUUUCAGCUAUGGUUUCCGUAAUUAACACAGUGGACACGUCCCACGAAGAUAUGAUCCAUGAUGCCCAAAUGGAUUAUUAUGGAACCCGGCUGGCCACUUGCUCCUCUGAUCGAACAGUAAAGAUUUUUGACGUUAGAAAUGGAGGACAGAUCUUGGUAGCAGAUCUUAGAGGCCAUGAGGGUCCAGUGUGGCAGGUAGCGUGGGCUCAUCCAAUGUUUGGCAACGUCUUAGCGUCUUGCUCCUAUGACCGAAAAGUUAUUAUUUGGAAAGAGGAGAAUGGUACAUGGGACAAGAUGUAUGAGUACACAGGGCAUGAGUCAUCAGUAAACUCAGUCUGCUGGGGUCCCUAUGAAUUUGGUUUAAUCUUGGCCUGCGGCAGUUCGGAUGGAGCCAUUUCCCUUCUCACAUUUACGGGUGAUCAGCAGUGGGACAUAAAGAAGAUUCCCAAUGCACACACAAUUGGUUGCAAUGCUGUGAGCUGGGCCCCUGCUGUUGUCCCUGGCAGCCUAAUUGACCAACCUACAGGACAGAAGCCAAACUAUGUCAAACGUUUUGUCUCCGGUGGCUGUGACAAUCUUGUCAAACUUUGGAAGGAAGAGGAAGGUCAGUGGAAGGAGGAUCAGAAGCUGGAAGCCCACAGUGAUUGGGUCAGAGAUGUUGGCUGGGCUCCUUCUAUUGGACUGCCCACCAGCACCAUCGCCAGCUGCUCUCAGGAUGGGCGUGUGUUCAUCUGGACAUGUGAUGACCCAGCUGGAAACACGUGGUCAGCCAAACUGCUGCACAAGUUCAAUGAUGUUGUGUGGCAUGUGAGCUGGUCCAUCACCGGGAACAUCCUGGCUGUGUCUGGAGGAGAUAAUAAGGUGACAUUGUGGAAGGAGUCCAUGGACGGUCAGUGGGCCUGUAUAAGCGACGUCAGCAAAGGCCAAGGAGCCGUAUCCACCAUCACAGACACACAGCAGAACGAACAGUGACACUAGAUUACCUAAGGAGCGACAAUUUACUUGUUCUGAAUCGAACUCUGGGACUCCCAAAAUGAAACGAAAGAGAAAAGGCUGAUUAUCUUUUGAAAACAAAUAUUACUUCGAAAUGGUUUUAGCAGAUGUACUCCAUAUACAUGCACAUAUCAAUAAAUACAAUAUUGUGGAAUCUUUCUGUAGAUUAAAGGCACACUAUGCAACUUUAUGGUGGGGGGCCAUUACCUUCUUGUUUCAAUUGAGAUGUUAUUGCUUUUCUUAGCCGUGUGGUGUUACUGUUAUCUAUCAUAUAUUUAUUAAAUUUAUUUUUAUUGCUUAAAAUUACAUGCAUUGCAACUGUGAGCGAGGUUGCCUCUCCACAGAUAUGACCAGACCUAACUUGGCCUGGUGGCAUCUCUUACUUUUCUCCAUCGACACAGAUAAGUGUAAUGCCAUACUGGGGAACAAGAAGGUGAGGACCCUUCACUAGAAAAGUGUAAAUUGCACAAUUAUUAAAGUAAAGGGCUUUUGUUGUUAGUGUAUUGAUUGCAGUUAAAGGCUCACCAUGUAACAAAAAUACAUUGAAAACUAUACAAUCUUACCGUGAGUGCGGUCGUCUCUCCACAGAUCUGACCUAUAACAUGUUCUGCUGGUGUCACCUGCUUAUUUCCAUGGUGAUAAGUUUAAUGAUAUACUGUGGAACAUUUUAGGCAAAGUGAUAACAUCUAAAUGCAGACAAGGUGGCAGACCAAGGUGCCAGAAACGUUCCAUAGUGCACCAUUGACUGCAAGCAAUAGUAUAGAACAAGUUAAAAACAUUUACACUAACUGGCUUGAAAUUAAGUGUGUGACCUACUGUAAAGCAUUAGAAGAAGAAUUGAAAUACUUUGGAAAAUCUUUAAAUAAUUUGCAGAAAUAUGUUUACAUUUUUUCCACAAUACAGUAUUCAUUCAGUUGAAAUGUGCUUGUAUUUGUAAGAUUUUGCCAUCUCCACCUCAACCAUAAUUGUUUUCUUACAAAACAUUCCUCCCACAAAUGCUAUUUAUCAUUUGCAGAUUUUAGUCCUUGGUUUCUAUUCACUCCAAAAUUACUCUAAAAUAGGAAAAAAGAUGGUGACACAACUCAAUAUUAUGUCAACUAUAAAUGUGUAAAUGUGCUCUUGAUGGAAAAGUGAAGAAGAGUGAGGAAUCCUGUGUUUUCAAAUGUAAAAUCAAACCUGGGAUGUUUUUCAUAUAUGUUUGUAAUUAAAUAAAUACAUAAUGUACAAUU
Periophthalmus magnuspinnatus is the source of this 2327-nucleotide messenger RNA. RefSeq names its product SEC13 homolog, nuclear pore and COPII coat complex component (gene sec13). The record is from RefSeq and is a predicted model, not a curated record. Gene Ontology annotation, molecular function: protein binding; structural molecule activity. NCBI's taxonomy places the organism in Eukaryota, Metazoa, Chordata, Actinopteri, Gobiiformes, Gobiidae. Gene Ontology annotation, biological process: COPII-coated vesicle budding; protein import into nucleus; positive regulation of TOR signaling. The transcript has 9 exons. Bases 115 to 1077 code for a protein of 320 amino acids. Gene Ontology annotation, cellular component: nuclear pore outer ring; COPII vesicle coat.